Messenger RNA from Colletotrichum karsti, 1125 nucleotides. RefSeq lists its product as uncharacterized. Lineage: Eukaryota; Fungi; Ascomycota; Sordariomycetes; Glomerellales; Glomerellaceae. The coding region runs from base 1 to 1125 and encodes 374 amino acids. Gene Ontology annotation, molecular function: alpha-1,6-mannosyltransferase activity. Gene Ontology annotation, biological process: protein N-linked glycosylation. The transcript has 2 exons. The record is from RefSeq and is a predicted model, not a curated record. Gene Ontology annotation, cellular component: mannan polymerase complex.
AUGCUUACCCCUAAGAGAGCCGUCGCCGCCGCGGCCUUCUUCCUAAUCGUCUUCUACUUAAUAUCCUCCUCACACGACACAACAGACGUUACGAAAGCCCCAGUCGCCGCUUCGAACCAUGACACGAAAGAAUCCUCAAAAACUACCCACACUCCGUCGACCGAAAAAGUCGAGCCAUCCGUCCCCAAGAAGGUCACUGGGCAGAAGCCCAUGAUGGACAUGUCAAAAAUGUCCCUCGCGGACAAGCUGGCAUACCAAUACCCCUACGAUGUCGAGACGCGCUUCCCGGCAUACAUCUGGCAGACGUGGAAGUGGACGCCUGCCGAGGAGGAGUUUGCUUUCCGCGAGCAGGAGGCUUCCUGGACAGAGCAGCACCCGGGCUUCGUUCACGAGGUCAUUACCGACAAGGUGGCCGUCAACCUUCUUCGUCUGCUUUAUGCCUCCGUUCCAGAAGUGCUCGCGGCCUACGACGCUCUCCCUCUCCCCGUUCUCAAGGCCGAUUUCUUCCGAUACUUGAUUUUGCUCGCACGCGGCGGCAUUUACUCCGACAUUGAUACCUACGCCAUUCGAUCUGCCCUCGAGUGGGUUCCCGAGCGCAUCCCGCGGGAGAGCAUUGGUCUCGUCAUUGGCAUCGAGGCCGACCCCGAUCGCCCCGAUUGGAAAGACUGGUACAGCCGUCGCAUCCAGUUCUGUCAAUGGACCAUCCAGUCCAAGCCCGGCCACCCCGUCAUGCGCGAAAUUGUUACUCGAAUUACCGAAGAGACCUUGAAGCGUAAGAGGGCGGGAUUGCUGGACAAUGUCCUUGACAAGAAUGUCGUCGAGUUCACUGGCCCGGCCGUCUGGACCGAUACCAUCUUCGACUACUUCAACGACCCGAGAUACUUUGACAUGAAGAACUCAAAGGGCGCCAUCGACUGGAAGAACUUCACUGGCAUGGAGACCUCCAAGAAGGUUGGCGAUGUCGUGGUCCUUCCCAUCACGAGCUUCAGCCCUGGAGUACAGCAGAUGGGCGCCAAGGACUACGAUGAUCCCAUGGCGUUUGUCAAGCACGACUUUGAGGGCACGUGGAAGCCCGAAGAACUCCGCCAUAUCGGCGAGCAGACUGAGGAGGCUUCUUCAUCAUAA